AUGGCUGAGAACGAGCUUCCCAGGAGUCUUCAGACUAGUUUGGAUGGGACCAAGGUAUCAUAUGUGCAACUUGGCAAAUCUGGUCUGAGGGUUUCUGUUCCAAUUCUUGGAGGCAUGUCCUUUGGCCAUAAACAAUGGCAACCAUGGGUCCUUGAUGACGAGACUACGGUCAACAAGAUCCUGAAAGCGGCGUAUGAUCAAGGCCUUAAUACGUUCGACACCGCAAAUGCAUACUCAAAUGGAUUGUCCGAAACCAUGAUCGGAAAUUUCCUCAAGAGUAACAACAUUCCGCGAAACAAAAUCAUCAUUCUUUCGAAAUGUUUCAGCCCCGUGGGUGAAGAUCCAAGCGUGCUCAAUUAUAAAUACCCGGAUACAAUGGCGAAGUCGAAAGAUUAUGUCAAUCAAGGUGGGCUUAGCCGCGCUGCGAUCUUCAAUGCCGUUGAAGCAAGCCUCCAACGGCUGGGUACAACGUACUUGGAUCUUCUACAAGUACAUCGGUUCGACAAAUCCGUGCCGGUCGAAGAGACAAUGAAAGCACUUCAUGACCUGGUGGAGCAAGGUAAGGUGAGAUACAUAGGAGCAUCCAGCAUGUGGGCUUACCAGUUUUCAACCAUGCAACAUGUCGCCGAGAUUCAUGGAUGGACGAAAUUCAUCUCAAUGCAGAACCAUCACUCGCUAUGCUACCGUGAAGAGGAGCGGGAGAUGAAUCCUUAUUGUGAACAGACAGGAGUUGGGUUGAUGGCUUGGAGCCCUCUCUACGGUGGUCUUCUCGCGCGACCAUUGAAACAUCCAGCAACACAAAGACAGGAAGCCACACAAUCCCAACCAACUCCCGAAGAUGAAAAAGUCAUUGAUGCUGUACAGAAACUAGCUGAGCAGAAGGGUUGGACUAUGAGCCAGGUGGCUCUUGUUUGGUUGGUGCAGAAAUCAUCGAUACCAAUUGUUGGCAUUGGUUCUCUCGAGCGGCUCAGCGAGGCUAUUGAAAUUCACGGCAAGAAGCUGACCUCGGAAGAUAUUGCUUCACUUGAGAAGGUGUACAAACCUAGAUUAAUCAUUGGACAUGCAUAG
Molecule: messenger RNA, 1068 nt
Organism: Exophiala mesophila
Lineage: Eukaryota; Fungi; Ascomycota; Eurotiomycetes; Chaetothyriales; Herpotrichiellaceae
Exons: 3
Coding region: 1-1068 (355 amino acids)
Source: RefSeq, a predicted model, not a curated record